GAACAAACACGCACUACAUGUCUAUAUAUAUAAACCUUUUCACGCACAAAACCAAAACCAACACAAACCAAAAAAAAAAACAAACACAAAGAAACAGAGCAAUGACUAAGAUUCAUUCUAAUUCUUGGGUGAGAGGUAAGUGUAUUGGUAAAGGAGCGUUUGGCGUUGUGAAUUUAGCUUAUUCAAAAAGCGAUUCUAGUGUUUUCGCGGUGAAAUCUGUUGAUUUAAAAACAGGUCAUCCAAAUCAGUUACAAGCGUUGGAGAAUGAAAUUCAGAUAUUGAAACGGUUAUCUUCUUAUUCUUCUUCUUGUUCUUCGCACGUGGUAGGUUUUUACGGAGAAGAUGUCACGUGUGAAGGAACUACGACGUCGUUUAAGAAUCUACACUUGGAGUAUAUGCCAGGUGGCACCGUUGCUGACAUGGAUCGUGCUGACGUGGAUGAACGGUUAGUUAGAAACUUCGCGUGGUGUCUUGUUAACGCGCUGCUUGAAAUUCACGCGUCUGGUGUUGUUCACUGUGAUGUGAAAGGAAGGAAUGUUCUUGUCGCCGGUGAUGGUUCCAUCGUUAAACUUGCUGAUUUUGGUUCGGCGGUGGAAUUUGAAUCUUCCGGUGGUGAGUGUGAAGUUCCGCGUGGAAGUCCGAUGUGGAUGGCACCGGAGGUAAUUCGCCGGGAAUAUCAAGGACCGGAAUCCGAUGUGUGGUCGCUUGGAUGUACUUUGAUUGAGAUUCUCACCGGAAAACUGCCGUGGGAGGAUCGCGGUAUCGAUACGUUGAGUCGAAUUGGAUUUUCCGAUGAGUUACCGGAGUUUCCGAGUAAUUUAUCGGAGCUUGCAAGAGAUUUUCUCGAGAAGUGUCUCCAAAGAGAUCGGAGCCAGAGAUGGAGAUGUGAUCAGCUACUUCAGCAUCCAUUUCUAUUACCGUGUGAUCGCGUUGUGGAAUCGUCACCUCGUUGCGUUUUGGAUUGGGUUGACUCGCAAUUCACUGAGUCAGAAAACGAGUUUGAGUUCGAAUUAGAAUUUGAAAAAGAAAAAGAAGUGAAGUUGAAUAAUAAUAAUGAUGAAAAUUUAGUUAAAAAUAGAAUUAGUAAAUUAGCAACGGAGUUAAGUGUAAAUUGGGAAAGUGAUGAUUGGGUUGUGGUGAGGGCAUUUUCGUCAGAAGAAAAAGAACCAAAUUGUGAAGGUGAAGAAGUAGGGGUAACAUGGGAAUUUGAGAAUGUUGUAGAAGAGGAAAUGGAGGUAGAGGCUAGUUUGGUAAAUUUGGAUUGUGAUGAAAGGGUAAAACGGGAAAUGUGGGAGUUUGGUAAGAGGAAUAGGUUGUUGUGGUUGUGGCGGUGUGAGUGGAAGUACAACCGUAACCGCAGGAACAGCAUUACAGGUGGAAGUUGUUGUGGUAGGAGAUGUCGGUAUAGAUACGGUUGGGGAAAGUUUAAUAGGAAUAUUAUUUAUAUUAGUGGAAUAUUCAGUAUUUACAUAUUCUGUUGUAAAAUAAUUAAAUCAUGUUAUUUGUUCUCAAUAUAUUAUCCUUUUUGGAUAAAAAUAUUAGUAUUGCAUUGCUGUUUGAAAUUGAAAUUCUGGUUAAAAAUUAUUAAGGGUCUGUUUAUUUUGAAUUUUAGUAGAAAUAAUUUUGAGAUGAUUGAUUAUACAAAAAGUAAAUUUAAAGAGAAUAUUCAUAUUUUAAAAAAUAAACAACUGUCAUGAUUUAAGAACUUGAUCCCAAACU
This is a messenger RNA of Trifolium pratense (red clover), 1719 nucleotides long. Its product is annotated as mitogen-activated protein kinase kinase kinase 18. Bases 18 to 1697 code for a protein of 559 amino acids. The record is from RefSeq and is a predicted model, not a curated record. Gene Ontology annotation, biological process: protein phosphorylation. NCBI's taxonomy places the organism in Eukaryota, Viridiplantae, Streptophyta, Magnoliopsida, Fabales, Fabaceae. Gene Ontology annotation, molecular function: ATP binding; protein kinase activity. The transcript has a single exon.